AUGGAACGCGGCGGCGGUGCGAGCCCCUGGGGAUCCAAGCCUAAAGACCAGUCCUCAUUUGCGUUUGGCUCGAAGAAGGAGAACGAGGAUGAAGAUUGGUUUGCACCGGGCGGAAAGAAGGACAAGAAGAAGAUCAGCCUUCUGGAUGAGUUCGGCACCUCGGAUCCUCCGCCGGCUGUUCCAGACGCUCCGCCGGCGGACGACUUUUGGGGCGCCAUCUCCAAGCCCAAGAAGGCGAACAAGAACAAUGGUCUUUUCGAUGACACUACUGACGCCCCCCCUCCUGUUACUGACGCACCAGCCGCUACGAGUAUGGACAACGACUUUGGAUGGGGACUUGGCACGGGUAAGAAGAAGAAAAACUCUAUUUUUGCAGAUGACGAACCCAAGGAAGAACCGAAAAAGGACGAAGGAGGCUGGGGUAUGUGGGGUGCCGGGAAAAAGAAGAAGAACUCGAUUUUUGCCGAUGCCGUUCCCGAAGAACCCAAGAAGCAGGACGACAUUUGGGAUACUUGGGGCGCCAAUUCUAAGAAGGACAAGAAACCGGCCGACGACCUCAUACAACUCGACGAUGCACCUGCGGCAGGAGGAGGCGGCGACGACGACUUCUUCAACUCAUGGGGCAAGAACGAGAAGAAGAAGGACACUUUCUCCUGGGGCGAAGAUAACAACGAUGAUUGGGAUCUAAGCACCAAAAAGGACCCCGCAGACGAAGCGCGCGAGGCCGAGGAAAAGGCAAAGGCAGACGCUGAUGCUGCGGAGGCCGCCUCAGAGGAGGCGGAAUUGGCAGUUCUCGAGGGCAAGAAAGCCAAGAAGGGCAAGCUUCUCAAGAAGGAAAAGGAACGGUACGAACUUCUCCGGGAGAAGGUAAAGAAGCGGGCUGAGGAGCAAGCCGCUCGCGAAGCUGACCAAGCCGCCGAAGCGGAAGCAGCAGCCAAAGCCGCCGAGGAGCAAGCGGCAAAGCAGGCCGAAGAGCAGGCCAAAAUCGACGCUGAAGCGCAAGCCAAGGCAGAUGCCGAAGCUCUCCAGGCUUCUGCUGAGGAAGAAGAAUUGGCAAAGCUUGAAGAGAAGAAAACCAAGAGGAUGGGGAAGCUACUAAAGAAGGACCAGGCUCGCUACGAUAUCCUGACAGCCAACUCUGAACGGCGCGCUACGGAGAAAGCUGCCAAGGAGGCCGAAGAGGCACCAGCUCCUGAAGUCGAGGAACCUCCCCCGCCACCGCCUGAGCCGGAAGAACCUGUUGUCGAUGAGGCUGAGAAAGCCAGGCUAGAAGCGGAAGCAACUCAAAUCGCCGCAGACACCGAGGAAUUGGAAGAACUCGAGGCAAAGAAGUUGAAGAGAAAUGGCAAGCUGCUCAAGAAAGACCAAGCGCGUUACACCAUCUUGAAGGAGGCUGCCGACCAGCGAGCGGAAGCUGCUGCCGCCAGAGAGAUCGAGGAGGCCGCUGCCGACCCAGCGCCCGCGCCUGAUGCUGAAGGCGAAGCUGCGCCUGUGCCGCCUGAAGCCCCAGACCCUCCUGCCCCUGAUGCCGCCGCGGCUAGUGCCGAUGAUGAAGCAGAAGCAGCCAUUGCUGCAAAAGAAGAAGCAGAGUUUGCUGAGCUCGAGGCGAAAAAAUCGAAGAAGAAUCGACUGGUUAAAUCGGAGGACAGAGAUCGCUACAAUGAACUCAAGGAGCGCAUCGACAAACGAGCAGCUGAUAGGGCGCAAAAGGAGGCAGAUGCUGAGGCAGAUGCAGCCGCUGCAGCAGCAACGACUGCUGAAGAACCUCCCGCCCCGGAGCCUGUCAACACAGAGGCUGAGGAUGCCGCUAAGGCCGCUGAACAGGCCCAAAUCGCAGCCGAGGAGGAGGAAAUCAAAGCUCUAGAAGAAAAGAAAGCAAAGAGAGGGAAAUUCGCCAAGUCGGCAGACAGGCUACGCUACGAGGAGCUCAAAGAGCGUGCCGACAAGAGAGCCGGGGAGAAAGCACAGAAGGAGGCAGAUGACGCCGCUGCCGCCGCCGAAGAGGAGACUCCUGCCCCUGAGCCCGAAGAGCCUCCUGCACCAGAGGUUGACGAAGCGAAGGCUGCUGAAGAUGCCGCCAUUGCUGCUGAAGAGGAAGAAUUGCAAUCGUUGGAAGCCAUGAAGGCGAAAAAAGGGAGACUGGCCAAAGCUCUUGAUCGUGAGCGAUACACUGAGCUCAAAGAGCGGUCCAUCAAGCGAUCUGUCGAAAAAGCGCAGAAGGAGGCCGCAGAAGCAGACGCCGCGGCAGCGGCAGAAGCAGCAGCAGCAGCUGAGCCUGUACCAGAGCCGGAGCCCCCUGCCGAGCCCGAGGCCCUUCCCGAGGAACCAGGGGAAGACCCAGCUGUUGUUGAGGCCGAGGAGGCAGAGCUGCAGGCGCUGGAGAAGACCAAGGCCAAGAAGGGCAGGCUUUCCAAGAGUGCAGAUCGUAUCCGUUAUGAAGAACUCAAGACUCGUGCGGCAGAGAGGGCUGAGAAAAAGGCAGCGGCUGAGGCAGCGGCAGAAGCGCCGCUGGAACCCGAGCCGGAGCCGGAGCCGGAGCCGGAGCCGGAGCCUGAGCCUGAGCCGGAGCCACCAGCUGAAGAGGCCCCAACUGAAGAAGCUCCUCCUGCUGAGGAGGGACUGGGUGAUGGAGAAGACCCUGCAGUGGUCGAAGCCGAAGAGCAGGAAUUGGCCGACCUAGAGGCGAAGAAAGCCAAAAGAGGAAAGUUGAAGUCCACUACGGACAAAGAGCGGUAUGCCGUGUUGAAGGAAAAGUGCGAGAAGAGGAGCGAGGCCCGAGCUGCCCAAGAGGCAGCUGCGCCCGAGCCUGUCGCUGAGGCAGCACCUGAAGCCGAGCCUGAAGCCGAGCCCGAACCUGCUCCAGAACCGCCAGCUGAGGAGGCGCCGCCGGACGAACCCACUGUGCCCGAGGAAGAUCCUGCGAUAGUCGAAGCCGAGGAGCAAGAGCUCGCAGACCUUGAAGCUAAAAAGGCCAAGCGAGGCAAAUUGGGCAAGACUGUCGAGAAGGAAAGAUACGCGGUACUCAAGGAGAAAGCCGACAAACGCGCCGAAGCCAAGGCAGCUGCAGCAGAGGCAGAUGCUCCGCCAGAACCUGAGGCAGAGGCCCCCCCGGAGCCGGAGCAGGAGCCUGCAGGUGGAGAGAUGCCAGAGGUGGACCCAGAAGAACCCGCGGCCGUCCCGGUCGAAGAUCCUUUCGAUGUAGCUGCCGAGGAACAGGAGAUGGCUGACCUUGAGGCCAAGCUAGCCAAAAAAGGCAAGCUUAAAUCCAGCGAUAAGGCACGGCUUGCUGUCCUGAAGGAGAAGGCUGAAAGCAGGGCGAAUGCCGCGGCACCUGCUCCUGAGCUAGAGCCAGAGCAAGAGCCAGAGCCCGAGCCUGCAGCUGCAGAAGAGGAACCUGCGCCGGAGGCUCCUCCAGAAGAGCCUCCCGUUCCUGCUGCUGAAGAUCCUGCAGUUAUCGAGGCCGAAGAGAAAGAGCUUGCCGACCUAGAAGUGAAGAAAGCCAAAAAGGGACGUCUCGCCAAGUCUGUAGACCGGGAAAGAUACGAAGAGCUGAAAAAGCGUGCCGACGACAGGGCGGAAGCCAAUGCAGCAGUCGAGGCCGAGGCUGAGCCUGCCCCCAAUGGUGCGGAGGGGGCCGGAGAGGCGACAGAUGAACCUCCUGCUGAGCUUGAGGCUGCUCCGGAGGCCGAUGAGGCUGACGUUGCCGCUGAAGAAGCUGAACUCGCCCAACUGGAGGCCAAGAAAGCGAAGAAGGGAAAGUUAUCGAAAAGUAGCGAAAAGGAAAGAUACGCUACCCUCAAAGAACGGUCAGACAAGCGAGCAGAGGAGAAAGCAGCAAAGGAAGCGGAGGAGCUGGCUGCUCGUGAGGCCGCUGAAGCGGAAGAAGCGGCGGCGGCGGCAGCGGCUGAGGCUGCCGCCAAAGAAGCAGAAAUUGCGGAGAUUGCGACCGAAGAGGCAGAACUCGCUGAUCUCGAGGCUCGCAAGGCCAAGAAAGGCAAGCUGUCCAAGAAGUCGGAGCGUGAGAGGUACGAGUUCCUCAAAGAGCGGGCUGAUGCGCGCGCUGCCGAGCAAGCUGUAGCCGAAGCACCCGCGGACGCAACCGCUGACGAGGAUCCCGCCGCCAUGGAAGCCGAUGAAGCUGCUGCGGCCCAGGAAGUUGAAGAAGCUGAAGCAGCUGAAGCAGCUGAAGCAACGGCCGCAGCGGACGAGGCAGCAGCAGAUGAUCACGAGCUCCAGGCUCUGGAAGAUAAGAAGAUUAAACGAGGAGGCAAACUGUUGAAGAAGGAUCGCGAACGCCAUGAACUCCUUCUCCAAAAAGUUGCCGAGAGAAAUGCAGCUCCGGGUGGCGAUGCCGAAGCCGCCGCCAAAGAAGCCGAAAUGGCUGCUGCUGCUGCUGCUGCCGCCGCGCAAGAGGAAGGGGAAACCGCUGCUCGCGAGGCGGAAGAACUGGCUGCAAAAGAGGCAGCCGAAGCCGAAGCCGAAGCUGCCGCGAAGAAAGAAAAGAAAAAGGAUAAGAAAUCUUCAAAGGAGAAGGAGAAGGAGGAGAAGAAGGAAAAGAAGAAGAAGUCCAAGGAUAAAGAUCCAGAGCCCGAACCGGAGCCGGAGCCAGCCCCAGAACCGGAGGCUGAAGUGGAGCCAGAGCCGGAGCCGGAGCUCGACCCGGCCGAAGUGGACGCAUUGCUGGAAGAGGUGGAUCGUGACCGCAAGCCGCGCGCAACGUCCGAAGCAUUCAGUUUCUGGGGCCUAGCGGGCUCCAAGAAGAAGAAGGCUCUGGAAGAUGCAAUGGACGGCGAGGAUGCGAUCCCGCCGCCGCCCCCUGCUGUCCCCGAUGCCCCCCAUUCUGCGUCUCGUCGCUCCUACGGCAGUCGGUUGACCGACCGACUGAGAGCUUUCGAGGCCUCGCGUGAAGAAGACCUUCCGGCGGAACCCGAGCCAGAGCCUGAACCUGAGCCUGAGGUAGCCGCGCCCCCUUCACCUCCACCAGAGCCUGUUGAGGAGAAGAAGAAGUCGAAAUCGAAGAAGAAGUCGUCAAAAUCUGCGGCAGCGCCUCCGCCGCCGCCGCCGCCACCGCCAGAGCCCGAAGCAGAGCCCGAACCGACACCUGCCGAGGAAGGCAGUUCAUCGGGGCUUCCAGGCGCUUUCCCCGAGGAAGAGCCUGAGCCCGAGCCUGCCGCCGAACCUGCGCCAGCCGAUGAUGAGAUUGUCGUCGAGAUAGCUCCCAAGCGAGAGAAAAAGAGCAAGAAGAGUAAGUCCAAGGCGAUGGCUGAUGCGACGAUUCCUCCGCCACCACCUCCGGUGCCAGACCCUCCGUCGGCAAUUGCCUCCCCACCGGACGGCGAGGAAGAGCCCCAGCCCGAAAAGAGGCGAUCCAAGAAAGAGAGAACGAGGAUUAGCCGUGAGGGUGGUUCAUCUUGGGGCAACUGGACUGCUGCCCCCGAGCCACCCGAAGAAGCUCCAGCGAAGGAGGAAAGGAAGCGAUCUUCGCGUACCAAGACCGAGAGAAGCUCCAAGCGAUCCGCCGAGAAGGAGGACAGGGAGAAGGACAAGGAGCGGGAAAAGAAAAAGACGUCCUCAAAGGGUUCCAACUCGGACAAGGCAGACCGCGCCUCUCGCUCCGACCGCCCAGACGGUCCUCCUCCUCGUCCACGGCUGGCAAGCAUGUUUACUAGUUCAACACCGCCCAUUUCACGCUCCAUGUCCACGCGAGAGAAGCGCCCCAGCAUGGGUCGCUCCUCACGGAGGAAUUCGACAGAUCAUGGUCUUGCGUCUCCACCCCCUGAAGAGGUACCGGAGAUGAGCUCCAAGGCAGCCAAGAUCCUGGGAUUCGGAAGCUCCAAGGCCGGCACCAGUGAGCGCAGGAAGUCGCGUAAAUCGCGUUUACCUGAAGAUGAGCCUCUCACGGAAGCCGAGGGCAGUCUCGGGCGGUCUGAACCCAAGUCGGAGCGCCGUCGUUCAAGAAAGCCUACCAUGGAAGGCGACGAGCUGAUGCCCGAUGUGCCGCCAACACCACCCGUGGAAACGACUCUGAAGCGCAAGGCAGGUAUCUCCGGGCUGUUCAGCGGCCUAAUGACGCCCAAGGCUGACCGCCCGGAGCGUGGUGGACUGCAACGUCGUAGCACCUACGCAACAACUGACGACGAAGCUCGUGGGCCACCGCCACCUCCUCCUCCUCCUCCUCCAGCAGAAGCUGUGCCAUCGCCUGUCGACGACCCCGAACGUGAGGCACGCCGAGCCGCGCGACGGGCCAAGAGGGCGGAGCGUGAUGCAGCAGCAGCAGCUGCUGCUGCUCCAGCAGAAGAGAGCGCACGCAAGGCCAAGGACGAUUCUCGGCGGGAGCACCGCAGACGCGAUGAGGAUGCCGAGAAGGAGGCGCGCCGGGCGGAACGACGGGCUGCUCGUCAGCGAGAGGAGGAGCAACGUCGCGAAGAGGAGGCGAAGGAGGCGCGCCGGGCAGAGAGACGUCGCAUUCGCAGGGAGCGGGAGGCUGCCGCCAUGGCAGCCGAACAAGCCGACGAGGGUGCCCCCCGGUCUUCGAAACACGAGCGUCAUCGAUCGCGCCAGGUCGAUCCGUCAGAGGACGAGGCCGAGCGGCGUCGUAGGCGCGAUGAACGUCGUGCGGCCAAGGAAGCCGCAGCAGCAGGCCCAGAACGCAGGAAGAGCAGCCGCCGCCAUGCUGAGGAGACUGGGGAUGAAUCAGCAUACCCCCGAAAGCAGCGGCGGCGCGAGCGGGAGAGCGCCGCUUGGCCUCACUCGGGAACAUCAUCCUGGGUCAAGGAUCACUCGGACGCACCGCCGCCUCCUCCACCUGAGCAGGCCGAGGACGAGGAGGCGCGGCGCGAGGCUCGACGGGCACGGCGGCGCGCUCGCGCAGCGGAACUGACGGCAGACGAGACAGACGACCCACGCCAUCGCCGACGCCGAGAAGACAGGGAGCGUGAGAAGCGCGUGGCCGCUUCGGAAGGGAGCGACGAGCGCCACCAGAGCCGCCGCAACUCCUUGUUCAUGGACACUGGCGCGAGCAUGAGCGCUACGCCCCGGACCAGCUGGUGGAAGAAGCUGGCGGGAUGA
This is a messenger RNA of Emericellopsis cladophorae, 7068 nucleotides long. RefSeq lists its product as uncharacterized. Lineage: Eukaryota; Fungi; Ascomycota; Sordariomycetes; Hypocreales; Bionectriaceae. The coding region runs from base 1 to 7068 and encodes 2355 amino acids. The transcript is spliced from 5 exons. The record is from RefSeq and is a predicted model, not a curated record.